GUUAAUUAGGAGGUCUGAAACUAGCCCGGCUCAAUUGCACUCGGGGGUCUUAGUUUCCACAUUUCCACCUCAGUUCUUCCACUUGUUGUCUAAUAUGCGCAUGAACGUGGAUGCAUUCUCAUUUUCUUUUCUCUUUUCUCAGGGCCUGGAAAGAGGACAGUCAAAAGCUCCGGGACUUCUCCACCCCUCCACCCACCCCUUUCCUUAGGACCCAAGCUUUGCCCGAUUCCUCCUCGGAACCCGUUCUGGUUUAUUGCGCGGGGCCUGAAGAAUAAAAGAGCCGGGCUCUCUGUGGGCAUCGCCAUCUGCCUUCUCACCUCCUCGGGCUGCUGGCUGAUCCAGGAAGCUGGGCUGAGGGCAGACUCAGCUCAAUGAUCGUCUUUGAGGAUGUUGGCUUUUGAAAUCUUACAGGAAGGGAGUCACAGCCCCAGCCCAGGAAGAGAUGAAGAGCUCAAGAUGAGAAUGGUAUCUGGGGCCCUCAGCAGGCACCACAGCAGAAGAUCGAGCCUCCGGCGUCCCCCUCAGCCACGACCCUGACCCUGACGAGACUGUGAUGGGGGAAGCUCUUUUGAGACCCAGGACCCCUGCGCUCCCGGUAGGGCACUGAAGGUACGCGGCGGUAACCGCCGAACUCUCCAGAACCCCGUCCCUCUCCCGGCCUUCUAGGACCUCGCCGUGAAGACACUUAAAGCAUCAGACGGAGCUCUGACAGCUCUUCUUCCUUUGCUUUUAUGUCUGGCCCCCAGGAGGGGCUUAAGAAUGGGGACAUUCCUGCCUCUUUCGGCUUGAGGGAGAGAUACAUAUCCUGGUGCGAAAGUUCUGAGCUCUCCAAGAACCAUGGACAAAGACUUACGAAAACCCAACCCCUGGGACCCGAAUGCUAUUGGAGAGGGUCCCAGCUGGAAGGGGCAUCGUUAUUUCUGCUUCAGAUUUAGAGCUAUUGUUUCUGCAGAAUUCCUUGAUUUUCUUUGAUGGAAGGUCCCUGGAUGCCAAGGCACCUGAAGCAGCUGCUUCAAGCUAUCUCCUCACCUCUUCUGGAGAUUCUGGGCUCCAUGAAGAAGCAGGAAGUCGUGGCAGAGGAGGAGUUCAGCCUUGUUCAGGGGGCCGGUUCCCCCACACAGAAGGUGAAAGCGCUCAUUGAUCUGCUGGCUGGGAAGGGCAGCCAGGGCUUCCAGGCUGGACAAGACUUGACUGAGAAUUCUGCUGCCCCGCUUAGCCUCCACAGUACUGCCUAUGAUUCUGGGAUGCAGAAGCAUUUGGAGGUUCUCCUGAGCAGAUAUGGAGUCAGUGUGGACUUAGACCUCCUGUCAGAAAAAGCUGCCUCCGAAAGACUGACCAACUUACUGUUAGUGGAGGGCUUGACGGAUCUCCAACUGAAAGAGCACGACUUCACCCAGAUUGAGGCCACCCGGGGCCAGAGACGGGUGGCCAAAACGAUCCCCCUGGAACGACUCUUCUUACCUCUCUCCAAAGUCUCCAUCCCUCCCCGGAUUUCUGUGACUGUUGGGGUGGCCGGCAUUGGCAAGACUACCCUGGUGGCUCAGUAUGUCUCCAAGUGGGCCCGAAGGGAGAUCAGUAAGGACAUCUCUUUGGUGCUGCCUUUGAAUUUCCGAGAACUCAACAUUUAUGAGAAGUUGUCUGCUGAGAGACUUGUCCGCUCAGUCUUCCCCCACAUCAGUGAAACGGGCCUGACGUGGCUGGGUUCUGGGCAGGUCCUGAUGAUUCUUGAUGGGCUGGAUGAAUUUAAAGUAGCUCUGGAUUUUUCCAACACUGUGGCUUGUACAGACCCUAAGAAAGAAGUCCCAGUGGACAAUCUUAUCACUAACAUCAUCCGUGGAAAUCUCUUUCCAGAAGUUUCCAUCUGGGUGACAGCUCGCCCUACGGCUGCCAGCCAGAUUCCAGGGGGGCUGGUGGACCGGAUGACUGAGAUUAGGGGCUUCAAUGAGGUGGAGAUCCAGGCCUAUUUGAGCCAGAUGUUUCCUGAUAGUCAUGACCUCCCUGGCCAAGUCCUGAGUCAGGUCCAGGCCAACAAGGCCCUGUAUCUGAUGUGCACAGUCCCUUCCUUCUGCCGCCUCUGUGGGACCGUGCUGGGUUACCUGGUCAGGAAUGGCCUGGGUUGCCAAUCCUCAGAAUUGGCACCUCCAAGGACCCUCUCUGAGAUCUACUCGUGGUACUUCAAGAUAGCCCUGUGUGGGGAGGGACAGGACAGAUGGAGGGAAAGCCCAAGGAUUGAGCAGGCUGUCCAUAGUGGGAGGAAGAUGAUGGGAACAUUGGGCCGACUGGCCUUCCACGGUCUCCUCAGGAAGAAGUAUGUGUUUUAUGAACAGGACAUGAAGGCUUUUGGGGUUGAUCUCCCCCUUUUACAGAGCAGCCUAUGCAGCUGCUUCCUCCUGAGGGAAGAGACCCCAACAUCCUCUGCCUACUGCUUCAUCCACCUCACCUUGCAAGAAUUUGCAGCGGCCGCUUAUUACUACAAUGCCGCCAAGAGGGCCAUCUUUGACCUCUUCACGGAGAGUGGCAUGUCCUGGCCUAAGCUUGGCUUCCUCACCCACUUCAAGAAUGCUGUGCAGCGGGCAUCCCAGGAGGACAACGGGCAGCUGGAUGUCUUUUUACGCUUCCUCUCGGGUUUCCUCUCCCCGCAGGUCAACUCAGUGCUGGCCAGCUGGUUCCUGGGGCGGGAUGAACACAACAGCUACCGGGUCCAGGCCUUGGCCCACCUCCAGGGGUACCUCAGGGCUGACACCCCUAUCUCCUCCCGCACUGUGAAUGUGCUACGGUGCCUGCAUGAGCUGCAAUACACAGAACUGGCCAGGGCUGUGGAGGAGGGUCUAGAGAGCGAGAACUUGGCUGGGCUCCUGGACCCCAUGCACCGCUCUGCCUUGGCCUACCUCCUGCAGGUCUCUGAAAUCUGUGCUCAGGAGACCAACCUUACCAGGUGCCUCAACUAUGCCAUCCUCAAGAGUCUGCUGCCCCAGCUCCUCUACUGCAGGAACCUCAGGCUGGAUAACAACCAGUUUCAAGACAAUGUGAUGGAAUUGCUGGGCAGUGUGCUGAGCAGCAAGGAUUGCUAUAUUCAGAAGAUCAGCUUGGCUGAGAACCAGAUCCAUAACAAAGGGACCAAAUCUCUGGCCAGAUCCCUCUUGGUCAAUAGAAGUCUGACUGUCCUGGAUCUUCGAAGUAAUUCCAUUGGACCCCAAGGAGCUAAGGCCCUGGCAGAUUCUUUGAAGAUUAACCGGGUCUUGGUGUCUCUGAGCCUCCAGAAUAAUGCCAUCAAGGAUGAUGGUGCCAAAUUUGUUGCAGAUGCCCUGAUGGUGAACCACAAGCUUUCUGUACUGCAACUACAAAAGAAUACCAUUGGGCCCCUUGGAGCCAAGUCAAUUGCAGAUGCCCUAAAGAAAAACGGGAGCCUGAAGGAACUCAUUUUUUCUAGUAACAGUGUUGGGAAUGAUGGCUCCAAAGCUCUGGCAGAGGCACUGAAGGUGAACCAAAGCCUCAUCACCCUGGACCUUCAGAGUAAUUCCAUCAGUGAUGCUGGGGUCACUGCCUUGACACAUGCUCUCCGCUCAAAUCAGACUCUCCUCAGCCUUAACCUUCGAGAAAACUCCAUCAGUCCGGAAGGAGCUCGGGACAUUGCCAGUGCUCUGUGCAGCAAUCGGGUCCUCCAGAACUUGGACCUGACAGCCAACCUUCUCCAAGACGAGGGCGCACAGGCCAUUGCGCUGGCGGUGAAAGAGAAUCGAGCGCUCAAAUCCCUCCAUUUACAGUGGAACUUCAUCCAGGCCAAUGCUGCCAAGGCCCUGGGCCAAGCACUACAAUCCAACCGAAGCCUGACCAUCUUAGAUUUACAGGAAAAUGCAAUUGGAGAUGAAGGAAUGAUGGCCCUCUCCAGGGCACUGAAGAUAAACACAAGCCUCACAGCUCUCUAUCUUCAGGUAGCAUCGAUUGGUGUGCUUGGGGCCCAGGCCUUAGGUGAUGCCUUAGCUGUGAACAGGACCUUGGAAAUUUUGGACUUAAGAGGAAAUUCCAUUGGGGCAGAUGGAGCUAAGGCCAUGGCGAAUGCCCUGAAAAUAAACCCCAGUCUCCAGAUGCUCAAUCUUCAAGAGAACUCCUUAGGAAUGGAUGGAGCCAUCUGCAUCGCCACUGCAUUGUCGGGCAACCAUGGGCUCCAGCAUGUCAAUCUCCAAGGAAACCACAUUGGAGAAUCAGGUGCCAGGAUGAUCUCAGAAGCCAUCAAGACAAAUGCCCCAAAUUGUAUUGUUGAGAUGUGAGCCAUAAUUUUUGGUGAGACUUUCUGGUGGAUUGAGCAGAAUCAAGGAGAAACCAAGGGGGAAGUCUGAAUGCUAAAAGACUAAGUUUAAACAAGUGAUAACUUGAAUGUCAUGGUAGUUCUAUCGGGAGCAGUUUAUUGAUCCUUUGGAAGGAGCUUCAAAGAGGUCAUCAUCUUCCUCCAGAAAUGAGCAGCAGUACAGGAACAGCAAUUUGUAAGUGCUUCCAUGGAUGGAUUCUGGGAUACAGACCUUGUGGUUAAGGUUUCAGCCUUAACAACAACAGGGGAAAGUGGUUGUCCAUUGGUAAAAUAGCUGUUUGUAAGCUAUUAAAAAUAUUGACCUGACAUGAACAUGAGUAAGAAAGGAAACAUUCCUUGACUCUUCCAAGCAACACACAAAUUUCUAAGAUGUCACAGUUUCUCAAGAAACAUGGGAAAACUGGAGAAGGGUGUGUUUUGAGAUGGUUUAAGUUGUGGGGUUUUGGUAUUAGAAAUGCCAAACUGGUGUUAUUUCUCCAUGUUUUCCACCAUACUAGCCCUAAGUAAAUUAUUCUUCAAAGACAUACAUAAGGGUCCUAAUAGAUUGCAAGCUCAGUAUGUCAGUAGUUUGAAGUGGCAGCACAAAAAAAAGCUGAUGUGAUUUUGUUCUGCCUUAUUAGCAGAAUAAAGGUGGUGGUAGUCUUGAUGUACUCUAGGCUAGAUAAUACAUGGAGUGUUGAACCAAGUUCUUGGUGCCAUACUUUAUAAGAUCUAUGAAUAAUUUAAAAUAUAUCCAGAGCAGAGCAACCAAAAUGGUGAAGAUUUAAAAAAUACCCCCCAGGUCUUUUUUUGGGGGGGGAGGUAGAUCAGGGAUUUCUGUGAUUUCAUCUUAAGUGUGGAAAUUCCUUCCACCAAUACAAGCCCUAUAUCUAACUCAUUUAUAACUUAAAGCCUUAAAAAGACCCCUCCUAGAUACAGAGGUUAAAUAAUCUGCUCCUCAUCCCCUGGCAUAUGUCUCAGAGGAGGACUAAACUCUUUCAGAUAGUGAAAAGAGUCUAGAAACAAUGCCUCCAUUUUUGCUCUUAUGUUUUCCAGAGCUCCACAGGUAAACCACUGAUUACUUUGUCACUCCCUCAAUCCUUCUAUUAAAAUAAUGUCGUAUCGAGAGCAGGUGAAAGAAAGGGAAAUCUUUUGCUUGAAGAAGACUUGGAGGAUGGAGAGACAUAACUGCUAUCUUCAAGUAUGUGAUGGGGUAUCCCAAAGUAGAUGGAUUCAGUUUUUGCUUGGCCCUGGAGGGUAGAAUCUAGUAAAGUGAAUUGAAGUUAUAGGAAAGCACAUAGGAAAAACUUUUAUUAUAAUUUCCUAAUAAAUGGAGUUGUCUAGAAAUGGAAUGGGCUGACACUGUCUGGAACUAGAGAGCUUCAAGAGGAGAAUAAGACUAGUGCUCCAGGUAGGGAUUUGAUACAAUCCCUAAAGGAUGUUUCUAUUCUAGGAUUCUGUCAUUUUGAUCUAACACAAUAUGGGAAUUUAUGAUGUGCUAAACCAUUAUGAAAUAAUGAAAAUCUGUUGGGCCUCAGUAGACCACAAAUGCUACCAGGAAACCUCUUUACUAAAAGCAGUUAUUCUUCAUUUGCUUCAGUCAUGUCCAAUUCUGUGAUCCCAUUUGAGGUUUUCUUGGCAAAGAUAAUGGAGUGGUUUGUCAUUUCCUUCUCCAGCUCAUUUUACAGAUGAGGAAACUGAGGCAAACUGGGUUAAGUGAUUUGCCCAGGAUCACAAAGCUAGUGUUUGAGGCCAGAUUUGAACUCAGGAAGAAGAAUCAUACUGACUCCGGGCCCAGUGACACCUAGUUGCCCCCACAAAAGGCAGAGGGUCUUAUAAAAAAACAUCAAUUCCCACAAAUGGCUGUGCUGCUGGAAGAAAAAUCAGAUAAGACAUCACAGAUCUUAUCAAAUCAAAUCUAUGAGAAUGACUGUGUAUGAAGACUAUGAAAUGAUACUCAUUUAUAGUUUGAACAGGAAAUCAUUAGGGCUGUAAAAAUCCUUAAAGUUAAGCACAAAAAAAUGUAUUGCUUGCUCACCUAUUUCUUUUUUUCCUGAAAGGACAAGUGGUAUUGCAAAUGACAAACUUCUUUUUACAAUGAAGUUGGCAAGAAAUGUUACUUAGGUCUUCAGAAUUAAGGUAUCAAACUAUGUAAAUAACAAACUCGACCUGGGGACUAUAAUAUUCAACCAUCUCUUUUUGACAUGGCAUUCUUUAAAAAAAAUUAUUUUAUUGAUAUAUUUUACCAUAACAAUUCCAAAAACAAUCCUAUAUGCUUAUUAAAAGUGGUUAAGCAAAACUGUCGAACAUAUUGAAUGCAAAAGUAACUUUCUUAACAUUUCUUAACAAAAUUUCUUAACAAAAAAAUAAAAAAUAGCAAGCAUGUGAAA
Molecule: messenger RNA, 6675 nt
Organism: Monodelphis domestica (gray short-tailed opossum)
Lineage: Eukaryota; Metazoa; Chordata; Mammalia; Didelphimorphia; Didelphidae
Gene: NLRC3
Product: NLR family CARD domain containing 3
Biological process (GO): regulation of apoptotic process
Molecular function (GO): protein binding
Source: RefSeq, a predicted model, not a curated record